Molecule: messenger RNA, 4381 nt
Organism: Capra hircus (goat)
Lineage: Eukaryota; Metazoa; Chordata; Mammalia; Artiodactyla; Bovidae
Gene: NFE2L3
Product: nuclear factor, erythroid 2 like 3
Exons: 4
Coding region: 286-2361 (691 amino acids)
Biological process (GO): regulation of transcription by RNA polymerase II
Cellular component (GO): nucleus
Molecular function (GO): RNA polymerase II cis-regulatory region sequence-specific DNA binding; DNA-binding transcription factor activity, RNA polymerase II-specific
Source: RefSeq, a predicted model, not a curated record
GCUCGGAGCUGCGAGGCAGCCCGAGAGGGCGAGCUCCGGCCGCAGGUGGCUCCUCCUCCGCCACCCCACAGCCGCAGGUACCCGGCCGGCUGCGGUGGAACCUCCUUUGUACCCUGCUCCGGAGGCCCGCGACGGCCGCUGCGCGUCCAGGUCCAUUGUUUCGCCGCUCUGUCUCUUUCGGACAGGUGCCGGCGGCGCGCGGGGCCCGCACGUGCCAGAGCCGCGCGGCCUGAGCGCAGGGAUCCGCGGGCGCCCGCCUGGGCGUCCUCGGGCGCGCGGCGGGGGAUGAAGUACUUGAAGCCGUGGUGGUCGGACGGCGGCAGCCUUCUUCACCUCACCAUCCUGCUGAGCUUGGCGGAGCUCCGCCUGGACCUGGACCUAGACCUCUACCUGCUGUUCCCGCCGCGCACUCUGCUUGGAGAUGAGCUGCUGCUCCGGAACGGCCAGACGAGCCACAUCUCUGCGCUCAGUCCUUUCCCGGCCUCGGGAGGGUGGGGGCGCGCCGAACUGCUGCACCCCAAGUGCUGGGAGCGGGACCCCGCGGCGCCGCCAGAGGGCCGGCUGCUUCGGGAGGUGCGCGCGCUGGGGGUCCCCUUUAUCCCCAGCAUCCGAGUGGACGCGUGGCUGGUGCACAGCGUGGCUGCAGGCGACGCCGACGGGGCGCACGCGCUGCUCGGCACCGCAGCCGCCUCGUCUGCCGGGGGAGUGGGUGCAGGCGUGGACGGCGUUAGCCAGGCUGCGCCGGCUGGCGGCGGGGGUCCGCGAGCGGUUCAGAGUAGCCCGUUGGCCGCCGAGGAGGAGGAGAAGGCACCCGCGGAACCGACGGCUCAAGUGUCGGACGCCGGCGGACACGCGAGCGAGGAGAAUGAGGUAUUAAGAGGUGUGAGUCACAGUCCCCAGCAUGAAGAAAAUGAGCAAAGAUCAUCAACCCAGAAGGAAAAAUCACUACAGCAGAAGAAUGAAGAUGAAAAUAAAGUAGCAGAUAAGCCUGCCUGGGAGGCAGAGAAAACCACUGAGUCUAGAAGUGAGAGAUAUCAAAAUGGAACAGAUGCAUUUUUCUCUCUGGAAGACUUGUUUCAAUUGCUUUCAUCGCAGCCUGAAAAUCUACUGGAGGGAGUCUCACUGGGAGAUAUUGCUCCUCUCCCCAGAAGUAUCAAUGAUGGCAUGAAUUCCCCCACACAUUAUAAUGUAAAUUUUAGCCAAGCUAUAAGUCAUGAUGUAAGUCUCCACGAGGCCAUGUUACUAUGUUCUGACAAUACAUUUAGAAGGGAUCCAGCAGCAAGGACUUCACAGCCACAAGAACAAAUUCUACAGUUAAAUUCUCCUACCACCAACACUGAACAAAUCCUUCCUGGAACUAAUUUGACAGGAUUUCUUCCAUUUGUUGACAAUCAGAUGAGGAAUCUAAGCCAAGACCAUCUGUAUGACCUUGAUAUAAACAUACUUGAUGAGACAAACUUAAUGUCUUUGGCCACAGGUUUUGAUCCAAUGGAAGUUUCUUGGCUGCUUGAAGAAACAGGUUAUGAUUCUGGGCUUUCCUUAGACUCAAGUAACAAUAGCACCUCUGUUAUCAAGUCUAAUUCUUCUCACUCUAUAUGUGAAGGUGCUACAAGUUCUAGCAGUGACCUGUCCCACCAUGACCUACAAGGGGCUGUAGGAGGAUACUAUCCAGAGCCCAGUAAGCUGCGUUACAUGAAUGACAGAAGUGAUUCUCAUUUUCAUGGGGACCUUGCAUUUCAACAUGUAUCACAUAACCACACUUACCACUUACAGCCAAGUGCACUAGAAUCCACUUCAGAAUCUUUUUCAAUGCCUGGGAAGUCACAGAAAAUAAGUAGAUACCUGAAUGACACAGACAGAAACUUAAGCCGUGAUGAACGACGUGCUAAAGCUUUGCAUAUCCCUUUUUCUGUGGAUGAAAUUAUCCGCAUGCCUGUAGAUUCUUUCAACAGCAUGUUAAGCAGGCACUAUCUAACAGAUUUACAAGUGUCGCUCAUCCGUGACAUUAGACGAAGAGGGAAAAAUAAAGUUGCUGCUCAGAACUGCCGAAAGCGUAAACUGGAUGUAAUUUUGAAUCUGGAAGAUGAUGUAUGUAGCUUGCAAGCAAAGAAGGAAACCCUUAAAAGAGAGCAAUCCCAGUGUCACAAAGCUAUAAACAUAAUGAAACAGAAACUGCACCACCUCUAUCGUGAUGUUUUUAGUAGGUUAAGAGAUGAUCAAGGUAGACCAGUCAGUCCAAACCAGUAUGCUCUUCAGUGCACCCACGAUGGAAGUGUUGUGAUUGUACCCAAGGAAUUAAUGAUCCCAGGCCAGAAAAAGGAAAACCAAAAGGGAAAACGAAAAAAUGAGAGAAAAAACUGAAGAUGGAUUACACCAAUAUACAUAAAAGCAGUUAGAAACUGAUACAGGCUCACAAAUCUGCUUCCAAGUUUAGCUCGUGUUUAGCUUUUAAGUACUACAACUUGAAUCACUCAAGUUAAAACUGUUUUCAAGCUUAUGUGGACAAGUUUAGGUAUCAGUGUCAGACCUGAGGCAGAAGCCACAACUUCAUGAAGUCCUAAUAGUAUGUACAGUGUGACAUGGAAAGAGCCUACUUUAGUAGCCAUCUCUUAAGAUGGUCUUUUAAAAAGAAGCAAACACUGGAUGCAAUUCUUUCAAAAUAUUUUUACUUAAGGUUUUUUCACUUGGCACUGAAGUUUAGUGACUUUCCAAGAGCCUUUUAGCUUAAUUUUUAUGAAUCCUUAACUUAUAUAGCUUUUUCUGUGGAAAUAAACUUUAUAUUUGAUUUUAUAAAGUGUUCACUUUUGCCUUUUAUAGAUUCUAAGCAAAUUUAUAGUUCUCCAAUACCCACAUUCAAAGAUACAGGUUAAUAUCCAGCAAAUAGGACAGCAAUAGUAUUAAAUUACAAAUUGAUCAGACUCUAGCCAAACUGAAAUCAGUAUGCUUAACUGAUAAUAUUAGCCUCCCCCACCUCUCCAAAAUUAACACAUUACAUGACAUGAAAUAGAUCAGGUUCUACUCUAGGAUACACCCUGCCCCACCCAAAUAAUCCAGGAGCUUUCAAAAGAAUGCACUACAUUAAUGUCUGAGGACAGAGUCUUCCCCCACUUAACUACCUGCAUAUGGGGAACUGGAACUCCCUGGCAGUAAAGCCAGCCUGUAGAGAUGGCUCUCUUAUCUAGAAAAUUAACAAGUUCACGCACACACACACACAAAAACCCUUAAACGUGAAAACAUUAUGGAUCAUACAAGAACUCGACUUACACUAAGUGAUAAAUCAGUAAAUGAGCAAACAAAAGCAAAAUUAUUGGUCAUCUUAGAAAUGGCAGCACUUGAAAACAAGAACAUGAGAAAGCUGUCCAAACUGUCGUGGUUUGAGGAAAGUAACAUAAAUGUUGUCCAAUCUGUCUGAUAGGGCUCCCUGAAUGGUGCCAGUGGUAAAGAACUCACCUGCCAAUGCAAGAGAUGCCAACUUUGACCCUUGGAACAAGUGGCUGCCCACUUCAGUCAGGUGUUCACAACUGAACACCUACAUACACAUAGGGUCAGAUAUUAGAAUCUUCACUACCUAGUAUCACAAAUCAGUUAUUUCAGGUUACUGAAGUGCAGAGUAAGUUACAGAAAACUUCCAUUUUAAACUGAACCUAGAAACCUGUGUCAAAGCAAAAUGAUUCCUGAUCAAAGUUCAGCUCUUUUGACCAGUUCUGAACAAUGCCCACUUCAGUGUUGACCCACUUGCUUUUUGGAGGGCAACACACCUCUUGUGUUCUGACUUCUUGGAAGCCCAAGUUACUUAAAGUUGUGUCCACAAAACCAAUUUACUUGUGAAAGUUUAUGCAACUGUAUAGGUACCCUGGUUUGCUCAAUUGAGUGUCCUUUCCAGGCUCAGCAUAUUCCCCAAUCCCUGAAACGUCAAGAUCACAAAGAACUAUAUAGAACAUCAAAUGAGGAGGAAAGGGGUAUAGUUGAAGAGCUGGAAUUCAACAUUCACCAUAAAAUUUAAACAUUUUGAGAUUUGGUGCACUGUCCCCAAAGGUGUAUGAAUGAAGCCAUCAUCAGCCAGUUCAAUCUCACUUGCCAUGGGCUUGUCUGGACAUUCACUUCGUACAAGACACAUAUUGGAUUCUGGUGCAGUACUGAAGCUGUUUACUCUCCAGUUAUCAGCAAAGCCUCCUCUCAGCAUUUUAGUUGAAGUUCCCUACUUACCAAUUCAUACCCUAAGACUGACCAGACUUCUAGUUCUGAGAUCUUCCUGAGUUCACAGAUUGACCCGAACAUUUCAUUUUGAAUUGCUCCCAACAUGAAAGUAUGCCCUUUCCUUUCCUAUAGAACACUGUUGGUCCUGAAAUCCCUUUGUGAUAAAAUUACAUCAGUUGAAAAU